Messenger RNA from Echinops telfairi (small Madagascar hedgehog), 3651 nucleotides. It is a transcript of the gene SLC9A1, whose product is annotated as solute carrier family 9 member A1. The coding region runs from base 824 to 3268 and encodes 814 amino acids. The transcript has 12 exons. Gene Ontology annotation, molecular function: sodium:proton antiporter activity. The record is from RefSeq and is a predicted model, not a curated record. Gene Ontology annotation, biological process: proton transmembrane transport; sodium ion transport; regulation of pH. NCBI's taxonomy places the organism in Eukaryota, Metazoa, Chordata, Mammalia, Afrosoricida, Tenrecidae. Gene Ontology annotation, cellular component: membrane.
UGGGCGCCGGGGCCGUUGCUAGCUCUGGAGGAGGCUACGGAGCAGCUGCCGCUGGGCCCGGGCGGAGGGCCACGCUACGCUUGAGUCGCGAGGAGGGGCGCGUGGUCGUCGGCCCACCGCGAACCUCCCCCAGCCCGCAGCACGGCGCCUUCCCGCCGGGUCGCCUGCCUCCGCCUUCCGCUUCCCUCCAUUUCCCCGGAAUCUCAGCCCGGAGCGCCUGGAUCUCGGCCCGUCUCUGGGUGGGGAAGCGAGCGGCCGCUUUCGGUCUUCCAACUCCCUCCUCGCAGCGUGGGCUUCCAGCCCCCCUCCCGCCCCCCUUUCUCUUUCUCCGGGACUGGCUCCACCCAUCUCGGUCCCUUUCCUUUAGCCCCGGCUUCCGAUCUCUUCCCUUAGCCCCGCGUCCCAGCCCCGUCUCUUUCCGCAGCCAAGACUCACAGCUUUCCCUCUGCCCCACCUUUCCCUGGGGGGGCUAGCCUUCCCUGCCCCUUCCGCUGCCCCAGGACCCUGUGUCCCCUCCCGGCCCCGUUAGCGGACCUGGGGUUCCAGACCCUUUGGUACCCUCCAGUAGUCCUACUGGGUCCGUGCCCCCUCCCCCAGUUUGGAGCCCCAGAUCUUGCUUUCAAAACUUGGGAGUUUGCAAAAGCCCCUAGCCUCUCCUUACUCCCAGAGGGCAACUUGCACAAAAAUAGCCUGUCUAAACAUGAAUUUUUCUUAGAGACAGCCCAGUCUCUAUUCCCACCUGCUGAUCCCUUGCUACCUAUGUCCCAGCUCUAACGCUCCCUCUGCUAAAGAUUGGGGCCUGGUGGGCCCAGGGAGCCAGAAGAUGCUUCUGUGGUCGGGCACCUGUGGCCUCACCACACCACGCAUCUUCCCCUCGUUCCUGGUGGUGGUAGCUUUGGUGGGGCUGCUGCCCGUUCUCAGGAGCCACGGCCUCCAGCCCAGCCCCACUGCCAGCACCAUCCGGGGCUCCGACCCGCCACGGGAACGCUCGAUCGGGGAUGUCACCACGGCCCCACCAGAGGUCACCCCAGAAAGUCGCCCUGUUAACCACUCCGCCACCGAUCACGGCACAAAGCCACGGAAGCCCUUUCCAGUCCUGAGCAUCGACUACGGACACGUGCGCACACCCUUCGAGAUCGCCCUGUGGAUCCUGCUGGCAUGUCUCAUGAAGAUAGGUUUCCAUGUGAUCCCCACCAUCUCCAGCAUCGUCCCAGAGAGCUGCCUGCUGAUUGUGGUGGGCCUGCUGGUAGGGGGCCUGAUCAAGGGCGUGGGCGAGAAGCCCCCCCUCCUGCAGUCGGACAUCUUCUUCCUGUUCCUGCUGCCGCCCAUCAUCCUGGACGCGGGCUACUUCCUGCCCCUGCGGCAGUUCACCGAGAACCUGGGCACCAUCCUGAUCUUCGCCGUGGUGGGCACGCUGUGGAACGCCUUCUUCCUGGGCGGCCUCAUGUACGCCGUGUGCCUGGUGGGUGGCGAGCAGAUCAACAACAUCGGCCUGCUGGACAACCUGCUCUUCGGCAGCAUCAUCUCGGCCGUGGACCCCGUGGCCGUGCUGGCCGUCUUUGAGGAGAUCCACAUCAACGAGCUGCUGCACAUCCUCGUCUUUGGGGAGUCCCUGCUCAAUGAUGCCGUCACCGUGGUCCUGUACCACCUCUUUGAGGAGUUUGCCAACUACGAGCAGAUCGGCAUUGUGGACAUCAUCCUCGGGUUCCUCAGCUUCUUCGUGGUGGCCCUGGGCGGGGUGUUUGUGGGCGUGGUCUACGGGGUCGUCGCCGCCUUCACCUCCCGAUUCACCUCCCACAUCCGGGUCAUCGAGCCGCUCUUCGUCUUCCUCUACAGCUACAUGGCCUACCUGUCAGCCGAACUCUUCCACCUGUCGGGGAUCAUGGCACUCAUUGCUUCAGGAGUGGUGAUGCGCCCCUAUGUGGAAGCCAACAUCUCCCACAAGUCCCACACGACCAUCAAGUACUUCCUGAAGAUGUGGAGCAGCGUCAGCGAGACCCUCAUCUUCAUCUUCCUGGGCGUCUCCACCGUGGCGGGCUCCCAUCACUGGAACUGGACCUUCGUCAUCAGCACCCUGCUCUUCUGCCUCAUCGCCCGAGUGCUGGGUGUGCUGGGCCUGACCUGGUUCAUCAACAAGUUCCGCAUCGUGAAACUGACGCCCAAGGACCAGUUCAUCAUUGCCUACGGGGGCCUGCGAGGGGCCAUCGCCUUCUCCCUCGGCUACCUGCUGGACAAGAAGCACUUCCCCAUGUGUGACCUGUUCCUCACAGCCAUCAUCACCGUCAUCUUCUUCACCGUCUUUGUGCAGGGCAUGACCAUCCGGCCACUGGUAGACCUGUUGGCUGUGAAGAAAAAGCAGGAAACAAAGCGCUCCAUCAAUGAGGAGAUCCACACACAGUUCCUGGACCACCUUCUGACAGGCAUCGAGGACAUCUGUGGCCACUACGGCCACCACCACUGGAAGGACAAGCUCAACCGGUUUAAUAAGAAGUACGUGAAGAAGUGUCUGAUCGCCGGCGAACGCUCGAAGGAGCCCCAGCUCAUCGCCUUCUACCACAAGAUGGAGAUGAAGCAGGCCAUCGAGCUGGUGGAAAGCGGGGGCAUGGGCAAGAUCCCCUCCGCUGUCUCCACCGUCUCCAUGCAGAACAUCCACCCCAAGUCCCUGCCUGCUGAGCGCAUCCUGCCAGCACUGUCCAAGGACAAGGAGGAGGAGAUCCGGAAAAUCCUGAGGAAUAACUUGCAGAAGACCAGGCAGAGGCUGCGGUCCUAUAACAGACACACGCUGGUGGCGGACCCCUAUGAGGAGGCCUGGAACCAGAUGCUUCUCCGGAGACAGAAGGCCCGGCAGCUGGAACACAAGAUCAAUAACUACCUGACGGUGCCUGCUCACAAGCUGGACUCACCCACCAUGUCCCGGGCCCGCAUCGGCUCAGACCCCCUGGCCUAUGAGCCAAAGGCAGAUCUGCCCGUGAUCACCAUCGACCCAGCCUCGCCCCAGUCGCCCGAGUCUGUGGACCUGGUCAACGAGGAACUGAAGGGCAAGGUCCUGGGGCUGAGCCGGAAUCCAGUGAGCGUGGCCGAGGACGACGAGGACGAUGACGGCCUUGUGAUGCGGUCCAAAGAGCCCUCGUCGCCGGGCACUGACGACGUCUUCACCCCUGGGCCCAGCGACAGCCCCAACUCCCAGAGAAUACAGCGCUGCCUCAGUGACCCGGGCCCCCACCCUGAGCCAGGGGAGGGCGAGCCCUUCAUCCCCAAGGGGCAAUAAGCCCAGGGGUCUGCCCACCGCAGACUCUCUCACCAGAGCAGGGGCUGCUGCGAACUGGGCACCGGGGCUCCCCUCGCCCUAGCUGACCGAGGCUGGCCCUGUCUUACCCCACCGCAUGGCAGCUGGGCCCACCGCCCCCCGCCGCAGCACGGCUUCCCGCAGCCCCCUGGGAAGCGUCCUCUCACCCCCAGAACUGCCUUCCCAAUCCACUGGGGCUGGCGAGGGUGGUCCAGGCGCUCCCCCACAUCCAGACGAGGGGAGUUUCUCAGACCCCAGGGUCCCUCCCUGCCCCCGCGCCCCUCCGCCAGCCUCCUCACUCAAGCCAAUCUUCUAUAACCAAAGAGCCUUUGGCUCAGGCCUGUCCCACGUGGGAGGGGAAGGAG